Patiria miniata (bat star) is the source of this 2220-nucleotide messenger RNA. Its product is annotated as 5-hydroxytryptamine receptor 4-like. Bases 178 to 1350 code for a protein of 390 amino acids. The record is from RefSeq and is a predicted model, not a curated record. NCBI's taxonomy places the organism in Eukaryota, Metazoa, Echinodermata, Asteroidea, Valvatida, Asterinidae. Gene Ontology annotation, biological process: G protein-coupled receptor signaling pathway. Gene Ontology annotation, cellular component: membrane. The transcript has a single exon. Gene Ontology annotation, molecular function: G protein-coupled receptor activity.
GUGGGCACCGACACACACAUAUGGGUAGGGCUAAACAUUCCUUUCUUUAUUAACUAGAGAGGGAACUUACGUGCUUGAGAGAUAAGUGCAGAAGAUCUACGAACAUACCAUCGCUAGCCAUCAAAUAGCCGAGAUAAUCUUUCAUUCGAUUUGGAAGUAUUGGUUUCCUCGGCCACCAUGACAACCGAUAAAUUUGCCACGAUGAAGUCCACCAUGACACCAAACAGUGAGACAGUCUUCUCCACCAUGUCUGCAAAUUCUUCCGAUUCUUUCGUGACAUCAGACAAAUUUCUCAACGAGAACAUGACAAUUGCUGCAAUGAUUGUAGCCACGACUGAAGGGCCUCAUCAAGGCUUUCGAUUUGAUGACUACACUCAGAGAGCCAUCAUGGCAACUAUCAUCUGUCUGUCGAACGUCGUUGGCUUUGUGGGUAAUGUCAUGGUCCUCCUGGCUGUCAAUUUGUCAAGGAAACUCCAAACACGCACCAACGUCUUCGUCGUCAACUUGGCCGUAGCUGACCUGCUGACGUGCUCCUCUACGCCCUUCACUGCGGUCGCGCUGUUCAGCAAGGUUGGUUGGCCUAUGCCAGAAAUCGUCUGCGCCAUCAUGUCUGGUUUCACCUCUAUUGGCGUUGCCUGUAGCAUCCUGACCUUGGCUUCUAUUUCGAUCAACCGGUAUGUCCUCAUCAUGAAGACACCAUCUACCUACCGCUCCAUCUACACACCUAAGAAGAUUGCAGCUAUGGUGGCCUUCACAUGGGUUUACCCUGCUCUGAUAUGUUGCCUUCCUGUCUUCUUCGGAGUCGGUAAAUUAGGCUACUCUGAUAAGUACAAGACCUGCACCCAAGACACAUCCCACGAAACCAGUGCCAUCCUCAGUCAUACAGCCUCUGCCUUGAUCUACCCAAUCCCUUUGAUAGUCGUCUUCGUGUGCUACUUUAAGAUCUACCGCCACAUCACAGGCCACAUGAAAAAGAUGAUGGGGAAAGGCAAGGGAGUUGAAAUGACAGAUACUUCGAAUUCCUCCAACGUGGCAAGCACCACACAGCUCCACAAGAAUCCACCUGCCAGCUUCAGUAAGCGACAGGUGGAAAUCACUAAGAACCUUUUCUACGUGGUCUGUGCUUUCGUUGCUUGCCUGUCUCCCUUCGCCAUCACCCUCAUGAUACCACCCAGCCAGCCAGCCAUUCCAUGGACCGGGAUGAUCAUCAUCUUCAACAGCGCUGUCAACCCGAUCAUCUACGGGGCCAAACACCCACACUUCAAGGAGGUGUUUCGUCACAUGUUGCGGUGCCGGUACCACACGAUGCCUGAACCUUCUGGAUGCCUUCGAAAAAUCAGAUCUCGAUAGAAUGUCUGACGAUACUUGCUGAAUCGCUCUUCAAAACAUCAGGAGAGUCCAGCGGGACCACGACAUACUCUCAACUGGGACCACGCAUCCCACCCCCCGAAAAAAAUCUAAAACAACACUCGCGUAUUAGAUUUUACAGGGUUGUGCAUGCUCCUCUAAGACGUAAAUAGCACCUAAAAUGUCCCAGAAUUUCUUCUGAAAAUCAGAUACUUUCUUUGCAUUAUUUCUGUAAGUUUUAUGAAACGAAAUACGCAUAAUUUGGUUGCGGUACCCGCUGCUAUAUCAGAUUCGAACCAGCCAGCCGACCCUUGCUAGCUCGGUGGUACGGUCGAGUGGUAAGACGCCUGCACGUGGGCGGGGAUUGGGCCGUCACCGCGUUAUGGGGAAGUUUUUAAGCUUUGGCAGGAGCUUCUACAUGCCACUUGGUGGUCGGUAUGUCUUUCCGUCGGUCUGUCUGUCUGUCCCGAAAAUUGACCAAAACCCACUCGUUCUUAAUUCUCAGAACCCUGUUAACUCAUUAAGAGAUAUCUUUUAUUCACAUGGUAUUGCCCCAAACCUCCCAUUCAUUGUUUAUAAAAACACGUGGUUGAAGGGCCAAACCAAACAUUGAAAACACGCAUGCGUAUAAUGAGAAGUGUGCAACUCAGAGACACGGUCCUUUAUUGUAGACAUAUUUUACAACCGAUGCUGUGCAAGAAAGGGAAUUUUUAGUGUAAUCUUAACAUGAACAUUACUGUAGAAAUUAAUCACAGCUUGGAUGUGUGUAAAAUUACAGAUUGUGCUUACAGUGCAGAAUGUUGAAUGAUUUCCGCCCUGAUAGCCUCGGGUUUGGCGGGAGCUUGUGAAGCCGCAGUUGAUGUUGUUGGAGCA